Molecule: messenger RNA, 4635 nt
Organism: Schistosoma curassoni
Lineage: Eukaryota; Metazoa; Platyhelminthes; Trematoda; Strigeidida; Schistosomatidae
Source: the annotation of a GenBank genome assembly
AAAAAACCGUGUCUCUUUGAAAUUUGUUUACUAAGUCGUGGUGAUGAUUGAAUAUGUCAACCGUCAUGAAAUCUUUAGUCCCUCAGUAUCUUGGAUCACUAAAUCAGGUGUUCACUUGGAGUACACUCCUGAAGACACGCUUAAAAGUGGAAUAUUUGUGAGUGGGGAGAAUGCUACAACAUGCGAAACUGUACCAAUGUUAAAUUCGGAGGUAUGCAGCAAUAACAGUGAAGUUAAGGUUUUCGGACCUCAGUCCAACUCGGAAGAUGAUCACCCUACACCAAAUAAUAUAUGCUUAUCGGACAAAACAAGUGAUAAUUCUGAAAGAGGUAAGGGGAUUCCCAACAAUACAAAUUGUUCUGAGAGAACGUUUUCAGUGGACUGUGAUGGUGAUCUUUACAACACUGAUGUGAAGAAACCAACUAAAACCCCCAUAUCUUCGAAAAAGCCGAUCAGUUUCCUGAAGCGUCAUCAAGGUGUAUCUGCUUGGUGUAGUAGACUACGAAAGCAGGGAUUACCAGUUACCGAUCCAGCCGCAGAGUUACUCAAGCGUCAGUGUACAAAUUCAUCGCAAAUUCCAGUUGUUCGGAAAACUGCAUUGAAAAAACGGCUCGACUUAUCUAAAUCAAACUCACACCAAACUCCCAUCAAUAAUGAUACUUUAAUUCCAUCUACUAUUCAUAAAGAUUCAAAUCAUUCACAAUAUAAUGAACCAUUCAGUAAAAUGAAUUCUAUCAACUUAAAUGAUCCAACUCAUAUUCAUACAUUAAAUAUAAAUAAGCAAAAUCCAAUUGAAAAAUCUAAAAAUAUUCUUAAUCAUAAUAAAUCUAAUGAAGAUCUAAUUGGAUCUAUGGAAUCUAUUCAUACAAAUAUGAAUGAUGAUGAAAAUGAUUUAAAAGAAUUUGAAUAUCUUGAAGAAUUUAUUGAAACCUCAUUAUAUAAUCAUAAUGAUAUAAAUAAAAAACAAUUGAAUAAUAGAAUUCAAUCAAAUCAAUUAUCAAUGAUUGGUUAUCAUUCUAAUGAAUCAAUAAAAAUCAAGCAACCAAGUUCACAUGUUCAAAUCCAUUCAAGACAUUCGGUCAAAGAUGAUAUUUUAAUUGAAGAUAAAGUUCAUAGAGACGAUGCAGUAAAUUGUCUCACAGGUGAAUCACAUGAUGCCAAAACGACAAGUGAUUUUAAUUUGCCUAAUAAUAAUACUGAUGAUUGUAACGUCAAUAGUAUAUUGGGUAUUCCAGGUCCACUGGAUAAUCAAUGUAAAGUAACGCGUUUUCAUGUAGCGAAAUUACCAUGUAAUCAAUCUCAAUCAUCAGUAAUAAAUAAUCAACAAUUGGAAUUGUCUAACGAACAUCAAUUGGCCUCGAUAAAACAAUUCAGUUCUUCAACUCCUGACGACUAUGAUUUCGAUGAUUCACAUCCAUGGAGUUUCAGUACUACAGAUAUAAACUAUGCGAAAUUGUUGUCUGGAUAUAAUUUGUCUGAAGUAUCACUUACUAAUUGUGAUGAUUUUAUAAAUCAACCAAAUGAAUCAACACUUGAUUGUUCCACAACAUCAACAUUUCAUACAAAUAAAGUUAACUCUUCAUUACGUGAUCAAUCUAUCAAAGUUAUUCAUCAAAUUAUUAGUUCUUCAUUGGAUAAAGUUGAUCGUGAUAUGUGUAUCAAAAAAUCUUCUGAAACUGUUAAAUACAAUCAGAAAUCUAUUUCUUCUAAUAGUAAUGAUGAGUCCAUCAAUUCCGUUAAUGAAUUCAGUAAUGAACAGAAUCCCAGUAAUCAGAAUAGUACAACUAAUAGUGAUCAAAGUGUUUUAAAACAAUGGAUUAAUAGAUUGGAAGCAGAAGUUAAACGUUUCAAAGUAGAAAAUGCUAAUUUAAAUAAAUUGAAAAUAGAAGCUCAAGAUAGUUUACGUCAGCUUGAAUUGGAAAAAAGUCGUUUUGAUGAGAAUAAAAUUAAGGAGCGAAAAAAAUUCGAAGAAUACAAAGAGAAUGAGAUUAGAAAAUUAAAAAAGGAAAGACGUGUAUUGGAAGAAUAUCAACGUGCUCUAAGAACUAUGCCGAACAAGAAAGAUCGUGAAGAAAUUGAACGACUUAAACAAGAACUUGAAGAAUCUCGUGUUGAUAUGGGUAAACGUGAAGUUCGUUGGCAUGCAGCACUUAGCCGAUUACGUACUCGAAUUGAUGAAUUUGAAACAGAACGUAAUGAACUUAAAGGACGUAUAAGUAGAUUAGAAGAAGAACGUAUAUCAUUACAAGCUAAAUUGGCAAAAAUACAAGUAACUUAUAAUAAUAGUAAUAAUGAAUCGAAUUCAACAAAACAACGAUCAUCUUUAGCACUUCGUCAGACAGUGAAUUCAAUUUCACAAUCUAUUAGUCUAACUCCACUGAAUAACAAUACUAAUAAUAAUAAGGAUGCUGAUUUAUCGAAAAUCACAAAUAAUACAUAUGGUCAACGUUCAAGACAGUCAUCACAUACACGUUCCUCUUCAUCAUCAUCAGCGUCAUCAAUCUCUCGUUCUUUAACAAAAGUAAACAAACCUGGAAUGAUUAAUCAUCAUAAACAGAAUACUAUUUCUUCUGUUACUUCAAAUAAAGUCGAAACUAUGAUCCCUCAAUUGAAUAGUAAUAACAAUAAUAAUCAUAAUCAUGAUAAUAAUGAUAAAUUAUGUCAUCAAGAGUCUAAUUCACCUGUUACUACUGGUACACGUGAAAGUAUCGCUAGUGGUGGUGGUUAUUUCACUGGAGAUGAUGAUUCUGUCUCAAUUGGUGGAAGUAUUGAACAAGUAGUUCGUUUAUCUUCACAUUCAAACAAUUUCAUUAACGAUAAUAAUCAUCAGUAUAUUGAUGAUGUUCAUAGUAGUAACAUUGCUAUUAUCUGUAAUGAUAAUCAUAAGAAUACUACUAAUGAACAAAAGUCAAUGGAUUUCACUGUUAAACAAAAUGUUCAUUCAUCAAAUGUGAUAAAUAUUUUAAAUAAAAAUAACCCAGUAACAAAAACCCAAUCAAAUCAUCAGAACCAACAAAUGAAAGAUUUUACCAAUAAAGUAGAUAGCAAUCAACAAGAAAAGUUACCCGUUCCAGGAACAGCUGCUUGUGGCACCGUAAUCCGAAGUGUAAAGCACACCGAUGGUUCGAUUGAACAAACUUAUUCAAAUGGCGCUGUUGUUGUAUCUUAUGCUAAUGGUUCAGUGAAAGAAAUUUUUCCUGACACUGUAACUAUAGUUGUAUCUUUAUUCAAUGGUGAUAUUAAACGAACUUUACCAGAUGGUCGUGUAAUAUAUCACUAUGCGGCUGAUGGAACAGUUCAGAUAACUUAUCCUAAUGGAACUGAAGAGAUUAAGUAUUCUGAUGGACGUCAAGAAAUUAGUUAUUCUUGUCAACAAAUAAAUCCAGAUCAAGUUUUACUACCAACGACAACAGUCAAUUCAUUGAAAUCCUUGACAAAUGAACAAAUAUGUCGUCAAUUUAACAACAAUAAUGGUGUUAAAGAAAUUUUAUUACCUAAUGGUCAACGUGAAAUUCAUUCUAGUUCAGGGAUUAAAUGUCGUGUUUAUCCAGAUGGUACUACAAAGACUAUAUUUCCCGAUGGUCGUCAUGAAACUCGUUACAGUUCUGGACGUUUACGUAUUAAAGAUGCUAAUGGAAAUUUAUUAUUGGAUACUAGAUUACCUAUACUAAAUAACAUUGGUACUAAUCAUAAUAAUGAUUAUUUAAAUGGUAGAUCUGCACAGAUUUCCAUUACUAAUCAAUCAAAUGGUAAUAAUCCAAUUAUGAAAUCUAAUUCAUAAAUAAAUCUAUAAACGCGUAAAUAGUGAAAAAAUAAUAACCGUGCAAAAUAUCUUUGUUUUACAGAAGAAGCGUUUACCUGAAAGAAAUUGGCUGUGAUUUGUCUCCGUUAUUUAUUUACUUUGUCACCCCUCCACAUUUAUAGCCCCAAGACCGUGUUUUACUUCCCACCUGGUCCUGCCAGAUCCCUAAGCACUUGUUCACAUGUAUUGAUAUAUAUAUAGUUGCCCUAAUCAACACUGACCUGUCUGUAUAUCGAUCUACUGUUGCAAAUUGAAAACUACCAAUCACAAUUACUUAAUAUUGUUUUUUAGCAUUUCUAUUGGUUCCCCUACACAUUUUCAUAUGUGUCUUGUCUGUCUAUCUAUCACUUUUUGCGGUUAUUUUAUCCAAUCAUAAUUCAGUAAAUAGAUUCUAUUUAGCUUCAUAUUUAUUCUUCUUGUUGUUGUGUAUAUCCCAUUCAAGAAAUGGGGGGGGGGAAGGAUAUUAAAACAAAAUAUUUAAAUAACUUUUCUUUUUAUUUCUUCCGUGAAACUGUAGAGUUUUGUUUUGUAUUGUUUUCUUUUUUUUUCAUGUUUGAAUCUUUUUUUUUAAACCCAUCUGAUUUAGAUUGAUUAUUGCUUGGUUACUACUAUGUGGUAAUCGAUCAUUAUGAUUAUAUUAAAAUGACUGGUGUCAAUCAAUUGUUUCUCUCUCUCUCUCUCUCUUAUAACAUAAUUAUCACUAUGAAGAACACACUAUUCAGAAAGAGAAAGAGAGGGAGAGAGAGAGUUUUUCCUGUUUAGUUUUCACUUCAAAUUGAUUUCUUUAGUUUCUUAAUGCACAAAUAAACUCAGUUGAUUAUCUUGUACUAGUU